AUGGCUGCCGUCAUGGCAGAAGUCCCUCUUGUUGUAGAUAGUGAAUUUGCUGUGGGGAUGAAAUUCAGUUCAAGGGAAGCUGUUAUUAGGGCGAUGAAAGAGUAUGCCAUCCGGAGAAGUGUAGACUAUCGAGUGUAUGAGUUAGAGCCGAUGACCUUUUAUGCGAAGUGUACACAGUAUGGGGAGGGGUGUGAUUGGCUUAUUAGGGUUAGCAUGAUCAGCAGAAAGUACUGUUGGGUUAUUAGGAGGUAUAAUGGUAGUCACACCUGUACCAGAGCCACCAUUUCUCGGGAUCAUUCGAAGCUGGAUUCUAACACAAUUCCAGAAGCAAUAAAGCCGUUGGUUGAGGCUGACCCCUCCUUAAAGGUAAAAUUAGUUAUUGCAGAAGUGCAAUCGAAGUUCAAUUACACCGUCAGUUAUCGGAAAGCAUGGUUGGCUAAGCAAAAGUCAGUAGAAAAAAUAUUUGGAGGUUGGGAAGCAUCGUACGAAGCUUUGCCGAUUUGGUUUGAGACCAUGUGUCAUAAGAAGCCAUCAGCUAUCGUCCAUUUUAAGACUAUGCCUGCAUACCAAGGCGAUAACUUGGUAAAUGAUAUCCGGGUGUUGCAUCGAGUCUUUUGGAGUUAUUACCCCUGCAUUAUAGCAUUUAGACAUUGUAAGCCAGUUGUCCAGGUGGAUGGGACUCACUUGUACGGAAAGUAUAAAGGUUGUUUGUUAGUGGCAGUGUCACAGGAUGGUAACAACAAUAUCGUUCCAAUUGCAUUUGUUAUUAUGGAGGGAGAGACUUCUGAUGCGUGGCACUUUUUCCUUAGUAACCUGCGACAACAUGUUGUGACUCGGGAUGGUGUGGGGUUGAUAUCCGACCGACACGAAUCCAUCAAUGCAGCUGUGGCUCGCAGUAACGGAGCAUGGUCACCUCCUCGAGCUUUCCAUAUGUUUUGCAUCAGGCAUAUAGAGUCGAUUUUUCUGAGAAAAUUCAAGGCAUCGUACCUGCAAAAACUUGUCGUUAAUAUAGGUAAAUUGUGUAUUUCAAAGUUUGUUAUCAACAGGGAUACCUUCAAUAAGUGUUUUGUAACCCAUUUCUCUUUUAUUGGUCGCCAUUAUGCAGGGUAUUCGAGGACGGUGCGCGAGUAUGAAGUGCGUUAUCAGCGGUUACGAGAACGGGGCGAGGCUUACACUAACUAG
This is a messenger RNA of Arachis stenosperma, 1182 nucleotides long. RefSeq lists its product as uncharacterized. The transcript has a single exon. The record is from RefSeq and is a predicted model, not a curated record. Bases 1 to 1182 code for a protein of 393 amino acids. NCBI's taxonomy places the organism in Eukaryota, Viridiplantae, Streptophyta, Magnoliopsida, Fabales, Fabaceae.